Rubroshorea leprosula is the source of this 2200-nucleotide messenger RNA. NCBI's taxonomy places the organism in Eukaryota, Viridiplantae, Streptophyta, Magnoliopsida, Malvales, Dipterocarpaceae. The record is from the annotation of a GenBank genome assembly.
CCUUCAUGGUUGGCAGCGACGACUGCCGGAACAACCGCAACCGAUGCCCUUUCUAAACCCCAACUCCUUCGCCGUCCUCCUCGAAUCAGCCGUAUCUACUCAAUCUCCUCUCCUCGGCCGCGCCACCCAUGCCCAAAUCAUCAAAACUCUCGCCCACCCUCUCCCAUCCUUCCUCUCCAACCACCUCAUCAACAUGUACUCCAAACUCGACAUCCCUGAAUUGGCCCAUCUCGUCCUCCUACUCACCCCGCCCCAAGACCGCUCCGUUGUCACAUGGACCACCCUCAUCUCCGGCCACGUCCAGCACGGUUAUUUCGCAUCCGCUUUGCUGCACUUCUCUGACAUGCGCCGAGAGCACAUUUCGCCUAACGACUUUACGUUCCCUUGUGCCUUCAAGGCCUCCGCUUUCCUCCGUAUGCCUCGUGUUGGGAAACAGCUUCAUGCGCUAGCUUUGAAGUCUGCCCAGAUUUUCGACGUGUUUGUUGGGUGCAGUUGUUUUGACAUGUACUUGAAAACAGGGCUUAGAAAUGAUGCCGGAAAGUUGUUUGAUGAAAUGCCUGAGAAAAGUAUCACAGCAUGGAAUGCGUAUAUUUCUAAUGUGGUGCUCGAUGGCAGGCCCCGACAGGCGGUGGAAGCGUUUCUGGAACUUAGACGUGCAGGUGGGAAACCUGAUUCAAUAACUUUCUGUGCAUUUCUCAAUGCUUGUGCAGAUGCUCAGUAUUUGGAAUUGGGGAGGCAACUGCAUGGUUUUGCGAUUCGAAGUGGGUUUGAUGGGUCUUUGUCAUUGUCUAAUGGGCUCAUUGAUUUUUAUGGCAAAUGUAAGGAGGUAAAAUCAUCUCAGAUGGUUUUUGAUUCAAUGGAGAAAAGGAAUGAUGUUUCUUGGUGUUCAAUGGCUGCUGCUUAUGAGCAAAAUAAUGAGGAAGAGAACGCUUGUUUGGUAUUUCUACAAGCCAUGGAUGCAGGUGUUGAGCCUAAGGAUUUUAUGCUUUCGAGUGUUCUCAGUGCUUGCGCAGGUAUUGCAGGACUGGAAUUGGGUAGGUCAGUUCAUGCACUAGCGGUUAAGGCUUGUGUUGAAGGGAACAUUUUUGUGGGAAGUGCCCUUGUUGACAUGUAUGGUAAAUGUGGGAGUAUAGAGGAUUCGGAGCAAUCUUUUUAUGAAAUGCCUGAGAGGAACUUGAUCACUUGGAAUGCUAUGAUAGGCAGUUAUGCACAUCAAGGACAAUCAGACUCUGCUUUGGCAUUGUUUCAAGCCAUGACAUCUGGCAGCCAUGGAGUUGUUCCCAACUAUGUGACUUUGGUAUGUGUAUUAUCAGCUUGUAGCAGGGCAGGAGCAGUGAAAAUAGGGAUGGAGAUUUUUGAAUCAAUGAAGGAAAGGUAUGGAAUUGAACCUGGGGCAGAGCACUAUGCUUGUGUUGUAGACAUGCUAGGAAGAGCUGGAAUGGUAGAACGUGCUUACGAGUUUAUAAAAAAAAUGACAAUUCCUCCAACAAUUUCUGUUUGGGGGGCUCUGUUAAAUGCUUGUAGGGUGUAUGGAAAACCAGAGUUGGGGAAGAUAGCAGCUGAGAAACUAUUUCAACUUGAUCCUAAAGAUUCCGGCAACCAUGUAUUGCUAUCAAAUAUGUUUGCAGCUGCUGGCAGAUGGGAGGAGGCUGACCUUGUGAGGAAGGAAAUGAAAGAUGUUGGGAUCAAAAAAGGUGCUGGUUUCAGCUGGAUUGCAGUAAAGAACCGAGUCCAUGUCUUCCAAGCAAAAGAUACAUCUCAUGAAAGGAAUUCUGAGAUACAAGCAAUGCUAGCUAAGCUGAGAAGGGAGAUGAAGGCAGCUGGAUAUACUCCGGAUACAAAUUUUGCCCUCUAUGAUAUAGAAGAAGAAGAGAAAAUAUCAGAAGUUGGGUACCACAGUGAAAAGCUAGCACUUGCUUUUGGUCUUAUAGCCAUCCCUCCUGGUGUCCCUAUUAGAAUCACAAAGAACCUUAAGAUUUGUGGAGACUGUCAUAGUGCCUUCAAGUUUAUUUCAGGCAUUGUUGGGAGAGAAAUCAUUGUGAGAGAUAACAAUCGAUUCCAUCGAUUCAAGGAUGGGCAUUGCUCUUGUAGAGAUUACUGGUGAUAACUUCAGAUAAUAUUUUUUAAGGAUUCUUUUAUUCAGGAUCAAGAUAUUAACAGUUUCAAGAUCUAGUGGGGCUUAUAAAUUGGAAAUUUUCGU